Messenger RNA from Otolemur garnettii (small-eared galago), 681 nucleotides. Its product is annotated as T-cell-interacting, activating receptor on myeloid cells protein 1-like. NCBI's taxonomy places the organism in Eukaryota, Metazoa, Chordata, Mammalia, Primates, Galagidae. The record is from RefSeq and is a predicted model, not a curated record. Bases 1 to 681 code for a protein of 226 amino acids. The transcript has 4 exons. Gene Ontology annotation, cellular component: plasma membrane.
AUGAGGAGCUCAGUGCUAUCUGCCCAGAGCAAUGUGACCCUGCGAUGCUGGACUCCUGAAAUGGGUGUGGACUUCAUUCUCAGACAAGGAGAAACUAAUCUGUCGGUCCUGCAGUCACGUGAGUCUACAGAGGGCCUCGCUGAAUUUCACCUCAAUGAUCUCAAAGGCAGCCAGGCUGGAGAGUACACCUGUGAAUACUACAGAAAAGGGUCGCCUGACAUAAGUUCCCAGCGCAGUGACGUCCUUCUGCUGUUGGUUACAGGAUAUUUACCUAAACCUUCCCUCAAAAUCCACCAAAAUCAUAAAGUAUCUGCAAGAGGAAACUUGACUUUUCAGUGCCAGAAGCUGGACCCUCUUGUUCAGCCUGUGAUGUUCGCUCUGCUGAAGGCGGGAACUUCCAACCCCCUCCAGCUGAGGGGGCCAGAAGAGAAUGGGGUUGAGUUCUCCCUCCAGAACUUGACAGUAGGUGACACUGGCAGCUACAGCUGUGUGUACUACCAGUCAAGUCCGCCUUUCCUGGCCUCGCAGCCAAGCAAUCAUCUUGAGAUCUGGGUGACAGGCGAUUACACCACAGGGAACCUCAUCCGUUUGGGUCUGGCUGCCCUAAUCAUGGUCACUAUGGGAGCUUUCCUGGUUGAAGCCUGGCACAGUCAGAAGGAGUCUCCAAAUACAUCGGCAUAA